Neopsephotus bourkii (Bourke's parrot) is the source of this 1898-nucleotide messenger RNA. It is a transcript of the gene NIPAL4, whose product is annotated as NIPA like domain containing 4. Gene Ontology annotation, cellular component: membrane. Bases 102 to 1406 code for a protein of 434 amino acids. The record is from RefSeq and is a predicted model, not a curated record. Gene Ontology annotation, molecular function: magnesium ion transmembrane transporter activity. The transcript has 8 exons. Lineage: Eukaryota; Metazoa; Chordata; Aves; Psittaciformes; Psittacidae. Gene Ontology annotation, biological process: magnesium ion transport.
AGGCGGAGCCGGUGCGCGGGCAGGUGAGCGGGCAGCCCGGCCCAGCCCCGGCUCCUGCCCGCGCCGCCGCGAUGCUCUGAGCCUUCCGGAGCACGGAGGAGAUGGAGCCUCUGGAGGCGAACAGCAGCUGCAGCAACGGGUCUCUGCUCACCCUUUCGUGCCUUUCCCACCGGGUUGUGUGCCAAGUGAUUGGCAAUGCUGACCCUGUCUGGGACAAUGGGACUUCGGAUAACUCCUGGGUAACCCGGCUAGAAACCAGUUAUGGAUUCUACAUUGGCCUGGGCUUGGCUGUCUUCUCCAGCUUCCUCAUCGGAAGUAGUGUCAUCCUCAAGAAGAAGGGGCUGCUGCGGCUGGUGGAGAAGGGAGGCACCAGGGCAGGAAGCUUUCUUUGUCGCAUUCUUCCUCUUGCAAUUUACAUCUCUACAAAAGGCUGUUUCCCAUCUCUUGCUCUGAAGAACACAGUUGUUAACUCCUGCAUAUCUGUGUGCUUUGCUUCCCCAGGAGAUGGAGGCCAUGGUUACCUAAAGGACUGGCUCUGGUGGGCUGGCUUGUUAACCAUGGGUGGAGGGGAAGCUGCCAACUUUGCUGCCUAUGCCUUUGCUCCUGCAACGAUUGUGACGCCUCUGGGGGCUCUGAGCGUUCUCAUAAGUGCCAUCCUAUCUUCAUAUUUGCUUGGAGAACGGCUCAACAUGCUGGGAAAGCUGGGCUGCAUGCUGAGCCUCGUGGGCAGCACUGUGAUGGUGAUACAUGCCCCAGAGGACGAGGAGGUCACCACUCUGGAUGAAAUGUCUUCUAAGCUGAAAGAACCAGGUUUCCUUGCUUACGCUGCGAUCCUCUUGGCUGUCUGCUUCCUCCUGAUCUUCUACUUCGCACCCCGCUAUGGACAGAGCAACAUCCUCAUCUACCUCACCAUCUGCUCUGUUAUUGGUGCCUUCUCCGUGUCCUCAGUCAAGGGCCUGGGGAUUGCCAUUAAAGGCUUCUUUGCCGGCCAGCCUGUGCUGCAGCACCCAUUGACGUGGAUCCUAGUCGUCACGCUGGUGGCAUCCAUCACCACACAAAUUAACUACCUCAAUAAGUCUCUAGACAUUUUCAAUACAUCUUUGGUGUUUCCCAUCUACUACGUGUUGUUCACCACCAUCGUCAUUACAACUUCCGUCAUCCUCUUUAAGGAGUGGGUCACCAUGACUGUUGUUGACAUCAUUGGGACAGUUUGUGGCUUCCUCACCAUCAUUUUGGGGGUGUUUUUACUCCAUGCCUUUAAAGACAUGGAUGUCAGUUUAGGAAAUCUACCACAGGUCCUCCAGGAUGGGCAGCAAGCGCCAGUCACCCGAGAUGACAAGAACAUCCUGAUAGAGGUGGACAACUCCAGCAUUGCCCCAGAGGAUAAACCCAAAGCACUUGCAUGAGCUCCAGAAUACACACCAGUAUCUCUGACAGCAUGGAUGUUACCUGGACUCUUGCACACGGGUCACCUUCAAACCCCCCUUGGAUUUCUGUCAGUGGUGAAGAUGAAGCUAUGUGAGAAAUAACAUUUUAAUCUGGAAGGUGAAAAAGGGAGGUACUGCUGCAGUUAAGUUUUUCUCAUCCUGCUGCAAACGGAGAUUUGAGCACAUCUUCUCACAAUAAAUCCCAAACAGGGAGCAGCAAGGCCUGAGCCAGCUUUGUCAGGCUGGCUUGAUCCAGAGGCAGCUGUGGCUGGGCUAGCCCUGGAGGACUGAUGCUGUCUGAGAUGCUGAGCUUAUUAUACCUGGGUCUGAGCAUCGCUGAGCAAAUGCAACAUGGGUUUGGGGGGUGGGAAUAUGCAAUCUCUUGUAACAACAUUUCAAUUAUAUUUUUUUGGAAUGUGGAAAACGAAAUAAAGGCUUUUUCUAAAAAAAAAAGAAGAAAAAAAAAAAAAA